Molecule: messenger RNA, 2099 nt
Organism: Ctenocephalides felis (cat flea)
Lineage: Eukaryota; Metazoa; Arthropoda; Insecta; Siphonaptera; Pulicidae
Exons: 4
Coding region: 159-2099 (646 amino acids)
Source: RefSeq, a predicted model, not a curated record
AACAGCAGUAAGUACCGCACCGGUAAGAAGGGGAAUUGUUUUGGAGAAGAUCUACGGCACGUAUAAAAAGCAGCAUCCGACAAUUCACCAAACAGUUGUUCAGUACAGUGAAUUUCUGGUACUUUCUUCAACUAAUAGUGCAACCGAUUCAGAGAGAUAUGAAGCUCCUAUUCUUUAGUUUAAUGUUUGGAUUGGCGUUGCCUGUUCUAUCAGAAGAGUACAAUUACAAUGGAUACAAAAACAGUAAACUCGGAAAUCGAUACAUUCGUCAAGCAGAUGCUGAUGAGAUGGUACAGAACAUACUACAAUGGCUACAAAGCAUUUAUAAGCAUAACACCAGAAAAACCCGCCAGCAGAGUUUGGUACGUGGUUAUCUUCCUCCCUCUAGUAAUCCAGAAAGACCUCGUCCAUUUGAAAUGCCAACUACUCAAAAACCUUAUAAUCCAACAAUAUCAACUGGAGUAGUUUACAAUGGCGGAAAUAAUUUAGGAUUUGGACAACCUGGACCAUUUAGCUCCAGCGUUUCAACGGGUUAUCCAUAUCCAGGUUCAACACCCCAGCCUAGUUUUCCAAUAGGUUCAACGCCCUCAGCAGUGCCUACAUUUGAUACAAAACCUCCUUACCGGCCAUCAACUGGUUUUCCAAGUAUUCCACCAUCCGAUGCUUUAUCGACGCCUCAAGUGCCGUAUCAACCCGAAAGGCCCCAAACAUCACAACCAGCUUUACCUCCAUAUAAGCCGCAGCCUGGUUACACAGCAUCCCAACCUAGUUACACUUCUUCUCAACCAUCAUCACCAACAUACACUACUUUUAAACCAUCUCAACCAUCUCAGCCAGCUCAACCAUCACAGCCAUCUCAACCACCACAGCCAUCAUCUCCAACUUAUACGUCAGCCCAGCCUUCAUUCCCUACCUACACAUCCUCGCCUACUCCAUCGAUUAGUUCACCAGGAUACCAGCCUCCAGGUACUCGACCCUUCCCUACUUCCCCACCAUCCUCAUUAGAACCAUUUCCAACUUCACCCGCGCAACCUUCACAACCACUAGAUGACAACCAUCCACCUCAUAUCCACGCUCUCGAUGUAGAAUGCGCAAAAGAUAUGAUGACCAUCAAUGUCGAAUUCAAUAGACAAUAUGAUGGAAUUAUUUAUUCGAAGGGUUUCUUUAAUAAUCCUGAAUGCCGUUACGUUCAAGCAAAUUCCGGCCAAACCAAGUAUUCCUUUACAGUCAGUCUGAACUCAUGUGGUACUGAAUUUAUAAAUGGCUUUGAUACGCAAGGUCAGUCUUAUUUGGAAAACGUGUUAGUUCUGCAAAAUGAACCAGGUAUUCAAGAAGUAUGGGAUACAAUUCGUUCCGUGAGAUGUUUAUGGGAAGGUAAUAUUAACAAAGCGUUAAGCAUUCCGUUGAGCGUGGGCAUGCUGAACCAGGAAAUAGUUACAUUCAGCGGAGAUACCGCCAUGGCUAGCUUAGAAAUACAGCAAGGUCGUGGUCCGUUUGCCGGUCCUGCAAAUGGUCUUGUAAAAAUUGGAGAAAUAAUGACACUGGUAGUAUCAAUCACCGGCGAUCCAGGCUUUGACAUUCGCGUGCGGGACUGCAGAGCCAGAGAUUCUGAUUCUCAGAAUAUUAUCAUGCUCACCGAUACUAAUGGAUGUGUCUUAAAACCGAAACUUUUUGGAGCUUUCCAGAAAACUCGUCAAACUCAAAACACAGGCGCGUCAAUAAUUGCCUAUGCGUAUUUCAGUGCAUUCAAAUUUCCGGAUAUGAUGGAUUUGAUCAUGGAAUGCAAUGUUGAACUAUGCAAAACCGACUGUGAAAUGUGCCCAGUACCAGGACAGAAAACAGAACCUGGACGAAGACGUCGUGAUUUAUAUAGUAAUAUCAGUAAUCAAACAUUUGCAGAACCCAUUACAGUAGCGCGAGGACUGCGCGUCAUUCUUCCUCAAGAUUUGGGUUUGGAUGAGGAUAAAUUCGACAGCGUAUGUGUAUCAUUCAUUGGAUUUGCAGUAAUAUCGGGCUUAGCACUUAGCUUAUUAUCUAUUUUAUCAGUAAUUGCUUCUUAUUAUUGGAUUAAAUAUAGAAAUUUAAGAGGUAAACAUUAA